AGUGACAACAAAAAAAGGUGUCCAUGGGUACCACCUACCAGUAAAAUCUAUAUCAACUAUCAUGAUUUCGAAUGGGGGAUACCUGAAAAGGAUCCAUUAAAACUAUUUGAAAAAAUUUGUUUAGAAUCACAACAAGCAGGUUUAUCUUGGAUUACAGUUUUGGGAAAAAGAGAUGAAUAUAGAAAGUGUUUUUAUAAUUUCGACCCAUAUAAAAUCAGAGAAAAAAUUGGUGAAAAAGAAUUAGAACAAUUAUUAACAAAUGAAAAAUUAAUUAGAAAUAAACUAAAACUAAAUGCAAUCAUCAGUAAUGCCAAUGCCUAUAUCAAAAUGGUCGAGGAUGGUGAGGACUUUUCAAAAUUUAUUUGGUCAUUUGUCAAUCAUAAAACGAAAAUGGGUGAAUAUGCCUCAAAGGGUGCUCCAUUAACCAGGGAUGAAUCAUCUGAUGCCAUGGCCAAGGAAUUAAAGAAGAAAGGUUUUAAAUUUGUGGGCACUACAACACUAUAUGCAUUCAUGCAAUCAAUGGGUUUAGUUAAUGAUCAUCACUCAAGUUGU
Messenger RNA from Dictyostelium purpureum, 552 nucleotides. RefSeq lists its product as uncharacterized. Gene Ontology annotation, biological process: base-excision repair; DNA alkylation repair. Lineage: Eukaryota; Evosea; Eumycetozoa; Dictyosteliales; Dictyosteliaceae. The record is from RefSeq and is a predicted model, not a curated record. The annotation marks the transcript as partial. Gene Ontology annotation, molecular function: DNA-3-methyladenine glycosylase activity. The transcript has a single exon.